Molecule: messenger RNA, 1370 nt
Organism: Mya arenaria
Lineage: Eukaryota; Metazoa; Mollusca; Bivalvia; Myida; Myidae
Exons: 4
Coding region: 105-485 (126 amino acids)
Source: RefSeq, a predicted model, not a curated record
UCGCGUGUCAUAUCAAGCGCGUAAAAUGACGUGCAAUGAUCAAUUAGUGUAUCUAUUAGCAUAAGUUUUGAGACACGGAGAAGAAGUAAAAACAACGAAGGAUAAUGACGGUCUUAAGAGUUGUUUUUGUGUUGAUGCUUUUCGUGACGUUGUGUUGCUGUAACCGUGGAAGGAAUUGCAGGCGCCUCUCGGACUGCAAAUGCGGGGACUUCUGUGUGGAACGUUACAGUAACAUGCGCUGUUUGAACGGAUACAACUGUGUGUGCAAAACAGGCUGUGCCGUUUUUAACACUUUUCUACCAGCUGGAUUAAGAGCACGUGUUUAUUGCAACCUUUGUUCAUGUCUAACAAACCCCUCAAUACGCGAUCCAACCCCAGGAAUACCAGCUUGUACAAGAGCCGCGUGGUGCAACCCACCCAUAACAGACGUGUACCCAAGCAAUCCUAACUGCCAAAGAAGAGGCUACGGAGACCGCGACGAUUAGCUCUUGUGGACACUUAUAAACUACCAAAAAUAUAAAUGCCCUUUGAAGUUAAAAGCGAAUAAAAAAUCGGGCGGUAAACAAGAUAAAAUAACGAAAAACACAAUCAACACAUUACAGAAAUGGCGAAUUAAAACUAACAAACAUACUUUUAUCGAUGUCAUUUAAGCGGUCCGGAUAAAAAUACUCUUAAAAUCCAUUAAUAAAAAAAAUAUGGGAAAUAAGCUAGACAUAUAUAAAGAAAUAGUCUUUUAUUUCAUGAUUUAAGCUGAUUUGAAAAUGAGAAACAUAUGAUAUCACAUUGUUUUAAACAAGUACAAUUUGAGAUAAGUCACGGUUAUAAAAAAUGAUCCGUUAUGCUGACAAAAUCAAAAUACAGCGGGCCACAGCCGGUUCAAAUGGCGACAUGGCUGGUUAAUGAAGUUGUCGGAUAAAUUCUGCCCAAUGGCAUACAUAUAUUUUCCAAGUUUGGUAAUGAUCGUACAAAACCAUCUCUUGUUAGAACGUGGACAACUUAGACACCGUCCAUCCGUCUCAUAAACGCUUGCAACCCGAUACCCGCCACAAGCCAUAGCGGAAGCCAUCCAAUCUGAUAACGGGCGUUUAGGAAAUACGAAGAAAUCUCAGUAAGAUAAAGAAUAUAUUACAUUUUAUGAACACCGGAAGUAGAUAUUUUCACUAAAUUAUAUGCGUUUCAAUGUGCUUUAUGAAACGAACAAUCCUCGGUUUUACUUAAUGUUUACUUUUGAAGCACAGUUCAAGUAAAGCAAACUACUUCUAUCGAAAUAUAUCAUCGUUUUUGCCGGUACUGGUACGAACAUUUAAUCCGUGCAAUAGCACACACUAAGAAUUCCUAUUAUCCAUCUAUAUCAGCCCCUGCAAAUAAAU